Molecule: messenger RNA, 8049 nt
Organism: Lutzomyia longipalpis
Lineage: Eukaryota; Metazoa; Arthropoda; Insecta; Diptera; Psychodidae
Exons: 8
Coding region: 178-2616 (812 amino acids)
Cellular component (GO): cytoplasm; ribonucleoprotein complex; nucleus
Molecular function (GO): RNA helicase activity; RNA binding; ATP binding
Source: RefSeq, a predicted model, not a curated record
UGGUGUGUAGCCUCUUUGACAAGCUAAUUUCUGGCAGUUGUGGGAAUUGGGAGAAGGAAUAGUAGUUUUUUGUUCACCGGGUGGACUUGAGAAAAUCCGUGUGAAAGGGGCCAUUCAUAUUGUUUCAAAGCGUCUCACAUCUCGUCUCCCUCAAAAAGGACAGCAAACCGCGCAAGAAUGCAGUAUUCACCUGGAAUUCAUCCGAUGCAUUCAAUGUACCGUCGAGUUGACCGGUAUGACCAAUUUGAGCGUCGGGGCCCUGAAAGUGGUGGUGGUGGCGGUUUUGCUUUCCGGCAGACGCAGAAAUAUGACGCUAUGAACAAUAAUCAUGGCAAAUACGGGGGAUUUGGGCCGAAGAGAGAUUUUGGGGGUCCAAAGAAUUACGCCAAUGAGGAGUUUAAUAAGUUUCAACCAGGCUUCAAGGGACCCAAUCGCUUGCCGCAAAAACCCUUUUCGAAGUCCCCACCAGCGACGAAGGAAGAUCGUGCCAAGGCGCAGAGUGCUCGCGCAAAAAAUCCAGGGCAAAUGCUUGAGAAGCCCAUAUGGGAGAGUCUACCACCAUUUCCGAAGGAUUUCUAUGUGCCGCAUUCACGGGCAUUGACUAGAACGGAGUCAGAUGUUGCCAACUUUAGGCUCAUGAUGGAAAUCACCGUUGCUGGCAAUCGGGUUCCGCAUCCCAAUCAAAAUUUCGAUGAAGGCGGCUUUCCGGAAUACGUUAUGCGGGAAAUUUCGAAACAAGGAUUCGCUUCACCAACAGCUAUCCAAGCUCAAGGAUGGCCCAUUGCACUUUCAGGCCGUGAUAUGGUGGGAAUAGCGCAAACUGGGAGUGGUAAAACCUUGGCGUACAUGCUCCCAGCAAUCGUACAUAUUGGACAUCAACGGAAGUUGGGACGUGGCGAAGGCCCAAUUGUGCUUGUACUAGCACCAACUCGUGAGCUUGCGCAACAAAUUCAAACCGUCAUCAGUGACUUUGGGAUCCAUAGCGAACCACACAUUCGUAAUACAUGCAUUUUUGGUGGAUCACCAAAGGGGCCGCAAGCACGGGACCUUGAACGUGGAGUUGAAGUUAUUAUUGCUACACCUGGACGACUAAUUGAUUUCUUGGAGCGUGGUGUCACCAAUAUGCGUCGCUGCACUUAUCUCGUCCUUGAUGAAGCCGAUCGUAUGCUUGAUAUGGGUUUUGAACCACAAAUUCGAAAGAUCAUUGAGCAAAUUAGACCAGAUAGACAGGUUCUGAUGUGGAGUGCAACAUGGCCAAAGGAAGUUCAGGCUCUAGCUGAAGAUUUCCUCUGUGACUACAUUCAAAUUAACAUUGGGAGUCUCAAUUUGGCAGCUAAUCACAACAUUCGUCAAAUUGUCGAUGUAUGCCAAGAUAAUGAGAAGGAAUCCCGACUUAGUGGACUUCUGAAAGACAUUGCAAGUGAUCGCAGCAAUAAAAUCAUUGUAUUUGUUGAGACAAAGAAGAAGGUGGACGAUAUUGUUAAGUCCAUUGUCAAGGAAGGUCAUGCUGCAACAGCUAUUCAUGGGGAUAAGUCUCAACCCGAGAGAGACUAUGUCCUUCAAGAAUUUCGAUCUGGAAAAUGUACCAUCUUGGUUGCUACGGACGUAGCUGCCAGAGGAUUGGAUGUUGAGGACGUAAAAUAUGUGGUGAACUAUGACUACCCAAAUUCUUCGGAGGACUAUAUUCAUCGUAUUGGAAGAACAGGUCGUUGCGAUCAAGCCGGUACAGCGUACACUUUCUUUACACCUGCUAAUGCCAGGCAGGCUAGAGAGUUGAUUGCCGUACUUGAGGAAGCACAACAAAAGCCACCACAACCACUUCUUGAGAUGGCUCAACGAUCUAAUUCUGGCAUAAUGAAUAUCAAGGCAAAGCCUCGCUGGCAACAACCCACAUCAUUCCCAAUUCCCGGAAAGAAGCCACAAUUUCAGCGACCCCUCAUGGAACGUCGAGCACCCGAUGGAGGCCCAUCCAUUAAUCAUGUGAAUAAUCAUCAGGGACCACCUAAAAAUAUUGAUGGAUCACCACGUUAUGGUAUGAAGCCACCACCUCCGCGUAUGCAACAGCAACAAAAUGGGAAUUACGUUGAAAAUGGUCCACCGGAGCCACAGCCGAAUUAUCAAAAUUACAAUAGUGGCCCACGUGGGCAAUUUGCCCCAAAAGCAGCUGGACGUGGUGGACGUUUCUAUCAGCAAGGAUGGAAUAAUGGUGGUGGUGUCUUUGUUGGGGGACGCGGAUUUGGUGGGCCACCCAAUCCGGGGCGUUUCUAUCAGCCACAGCAGCAACGUUUCCAAAAUGCUGGACGUUUUGUUGGCUAUGCCCCACGUGGGCGUGCAUUUGAAGAAGGUAACAGCUCAGCUUCCAGCUCCAGCGGGGGUCCCGUUGAAAUGUCCAGACCUGGUGGUGAGAUAUCACCACCAAAUUAUAGGGGUGGUUGUCCGGGAGCUGCUUCGCCGCAAGCUCCAACAUACCCAAUGCCCCCACCGACGCAGCCACCUUUUAUAAUUGAUCCAACUGGAAUCUCCAACAUCAUGACACCUUAUGGUCAAUACCAGAUUGGACCACAAGCAACCCCAUACUAUCCCUAUGCGCCACAAGCAGCUGCUGUCCAGCAGUAAGUGUGGAGAACGAGUGUUUUUUGGUCCCCUUUUCACACGUUUUUCUUCAGCCGCUCACAUUAUAGGGCUCCUUAUUCGUAGUAUAUGUAUGUAGUGGCAACCCUUUAAUCCCAACAUAUAUAUCUUAAAAUAUAUAUAAUUAGAUAAGUUAGUUUCUCAAAUUUAACUGCAGCAGUGGAAAAAAUAAUUAUAUAUUAUUAAAUCAUCCACACACACACACAAUGUUUAGGCAUUAAUGAAAAAUACAUAAUUUUGCUUAGUAAUCUCUUUAGCUAUAUGUACCCUCCAAUCCCAAUUUGUCGAAACUUCAGUACUAUACUAUAUUAUGAUGAAGUUUGAAAAAAAAGUAAUUAUAUUCAUGAAUUAGAAAUAUAUAAUACAUACCUAAUUAACAAAAAAAAUAUGAAUAUUAAUCUAAUGUAAUAAAAAUUAAUGGGAAAGAAGUUUUUAAGGAAUAUGCAAAAUAAGAAAUGAAAUUUUGACUAAUUCAUUUCAUUUUUUUUCUUUUCGUGGAAAUUUAUCAAUAAUAUAAUAAUAAUAAUAAAUUUAUGACUUGUAGGAAAGGCAGAAAAUUACUCGAGUAUAUGGUGUAGCUUCACAUGUUGGUAAUUUAGAAUGGGAAUAUCAGGUAAUUUAUCAUAGUGAUGUGGUGCAUUUACCUAGCUCGAGUUACCUACUUAGGAUCCGGGGCAUAGUCGGGGAGGAAAAAAAUCCGGAAGUUCAAACUUCUCCAUAAAGGUCAAAUGAAAUUAUUUUCAUGCUAAAACUUAUAUUUAAAAAAAUUAAAACGCUAGAAAACGACAAACUUUUAAAAAAAACCGACAGCAUAUAAAAAACUUGAUGGUUUUAAAUAUGGAAUUUUCAAGGUCAUAUAAGAAACGGUCAAGCGUUAAAAAUAGGUAUAUAAAACGUUGAAAAAGACCGUUGAACGAACGUCUAAAGCGUUUGUAAGGAAAUGUUUCAACGUCUCACAACAAAAGAUUUAAAAGACCGUUUUAAAUAAAUUUCUGGCUAUGUCCCUGACCUAAACCGAUAAAUUUUAAACGGUUUAAGCUCUUUCAAAUGCCUAUACAAGUUUAAAAAGAAAAAAAAGAAACAUAAAAUAAUUCUAAAAGAAUUUAUUUUUCUUUAUGAAUUUUUAACUUUUAACCAUUUGGCCCUUAAAGAAAUGAAAGAAAUAAUUAUUCUUUUUGUAAUAGAUUAAUAAAUUUAAGAAAACGAAAGAAUAUUUAUAGAACAAAAAAUUAUAAACUGUAUGAUGUUGAAAUGCACUAAAUGGGAGUUCAUUGAAAUGAUAUGAAUUUUUUUUAAAAGUAAUAUGUACAUAAUACAUAAAAGAAAAAAAAACAUAUCUGACCUAAAUUGUUGGGUAAGCGUAUCCAAUUGAGACGAUUUAUUUCAAUUUAUUUUUUAUACAUUACAUUUUUCCCUAAUUUCCUAUUAAAAUCCUUUCAUUGUUCUUUUGUUUUUAAAGAUUUCCAAGACAGAGUGUUUUGUUUUAGGUUAAUUAAAAUAAUUAUAUUGUAUAAGCAUAAUAUAGUAUUUUUUACCAUUUAAAAAAAAAACAAGAUUUUAAUGUGAAUAAAACCAACAAUUACGGUCAGAAAUGAUUAAGUUCUCAAAUUAAAAAAAAAAUAAUAAAACUGAGAAUGAAACUGAGGGAAUUUAAGAAGAAAAAAAAAUAGAAUAUUAUUUAAAAAGAAAAGAAAUGUUUAAGAACUACCGAUAGCUUAAAAAAAGAAAAACGGAAACAAAGCACAAAAAAGAUAAAAUAUAAUUAUAGAUUUAUAGAUAAUUCUGAAACAAACAAAAUUAUCGGAGCAAAAGAAUUCAUCUCUCGAAUUCAAAGAUAUUUUCUUUUUAAUUUCGUUCUUUUAUGUCAAGUAGAGCAAAGAAGAAUAUUUGAAUGGGGUUUUAAAAAAACAACAAGAACAACAACAAAAUAGUUAACGUACAAAUCUUUUUAUCUCGAAUUAACAGAAUAAGAUGAGGAGAUGAGCGAUGGACCAACAAAUCGCCAUUAUAGAUUAAAAAAAAAAUUCCUUAAAAAAAUGCAACGACUAUAAGGACGCAAGUUAAGGUAUUCGAGCACUUAACCAAAUAAGAAAUUACCUCCAUUUCUUUUUUAAUUACAUCUUUUACUACGUUAUGUUCUUCUGAGAUAGGUAAUAACUAAUAUUUAAAAAGAAAAAUGAACCUUAAUAAAUGGAGAAGCAAAACAAAUGAAGCGAAUCAAUUUUAAUAAAGUAAAAAAAAAGAAAAAUAAUUAUGUAAAACGCGAAGAAAAAAAAAGAUAAAAUUUUGCGUGCAGACAAGUUAUUAGAUAAAUAUCUGUGAUAAUUAUUUUGAUAUUUUAGACGAGCAAAACAACAAGUGGAAAAGAGAGUUAGGUGAGGGAGAAAAGGGUUAAAAAGUGAUGAUAAGGGGUAAAAAGUAAAAAGUAACGCAUGAUGAAUUGUUGAACUUUUUCCUUGUAAUCAAUCAACUCUAUUUAUUACAAUCAACUACAUUAGACGAUAGAUAGCUGAGACUGGAUUAGCUGACGUAACCUUUUAACUAAAGUUUACACAAAUAAUUAAAGAGGGAUUACGUGAGUAACUAUAAAUUUGAAAAUGACAAGAAAAAGAAAUAUAUUUUCUUCUUCUUUUUUUUACAAUAAAUUCUCUAUGGUAGAUAUAUUUUUUAAUUACAAAAAAAAGAAAGUUUUAAAAAGUUGUUACUCACAAAUCUUUUCUCUUGAUCGAAAACUUAUAGUUUAGAGGUUGAAAAAAAAAGUAUCGCGUGUAUGGAAUAGCUAAAACAAAAAAAAACAAAUUGGUAUAUUUAGGAUGAAGAAAUAUAUCGUUAUAAAAAAGGUAUUGUCUAAUUAGCAGUCAUUAAGGUGAUAAGAAACAAAUCGAGACACAAUAAUAUCUAGGAAUUUAAAACAAACAAAAAAAAAACAUCAACAAUGUGCUAGAUUUGUGAAAAUCUUGGCAACUAAUGAGGCUCUUUCUCAUUGGAUUAUUUUGCAUUCAUGGUGUUAUAUAUUUUGGAUCAGGGAAAAAAAUCAAUAUUUCUUACUUAUGAAUUUUCUAUUUUUUCUCACCCUUUAUCCACGGGAUAUAUGUGUCAUUUUCUUCAUAAUUUCAUGUCUUCUCACUCAGAACAAAAGAUCGAAAAUUCAAAAGUGAAAUGAAGAAAAUGGUGUAAUUAUGCCAUAGAAAAAAAAGAGAGAGAAGAAACAGGAAAUAUCGAAAAGAGAGAAGAUGACAGAAAGAAAAAAAAAGACUUUAGGAGGCUAAUUUUUUUUCUCCCUGAGUGGAAAUGGAUAGCACCAUUAUUCAUUCAUUCAUUUUAACAUUUUAUAAAUAAUAAUAUAAAUGAUGGAAAACAUCUUAUUUUAUAUAAUCACGCGUCAUUAUAAAUAUUAUAUAGAUUUUAUGCUGUGCUUCUUUUUCACAUAAAAGAACACAUCCAAAGAUUUUCUAACAUCAUUUCAAAGAAAACAAAAAUGUUUACAUGUACACAUGUAUUAUUAUAUUAUUAUAUAUUACAUGGGUAGUGUAUGAGAGUUAUUGGUUUUGCAAUUUUAAUUUUAAAUUUACGGUCAAAAACUUUUUUUUUGUACAACUUUACAAGAUGGAAAGAUUAAAGAAAAAAUUUCAACACUCAUACACAUCAAUGUAACUUCUUUAAAAAACAAUUACGACUUUUUUUUUUAAAGAAAAAUAUUAAAUAUUUAUUAGAACAAAUAUAUUUAAAAAAAAAACCAAAACUACUUUGUGAAAAAGAAGAAGAAUUGAUUUAUUAUUUUGGAUUAUUUUAAUCUUCUUUUAUGCUACAACAACAAGUUUUUCUUUUUGUUGUUAUUUUGAAGAUAGAUCCAAAAAAUAAAUAAAUUCUUCUUUUCAUGGUAGUACCUACGAUAUAGCUCUUCCAGAUUUUUAAACUUACUGUUAGAAUAAACAUUCCACCGUCUGGAAAAGAUAUUAACAAAGAAAAAGAAAAAAAAUUAACAAAGUCAAUUCAUUUUAUUUAUUUUUAAAAAUAAAAAAUGGGAUAUAAGAUGCCCAGCUAAACCCCACGAAAUGAUGUUAAACAAUAUAAUUCAAUUUUAGAAUGAAAAAAUAAAUGACGAAAAAUGAAGACCGUAUAAAACAAAAGGCUCGUGAUUAUAUUAAAGCAUAAUACAUAAAUGGAUUGGAGAUUCAUUUUGCGCAUAACGCGUGUACACAUAUUCCUAGAAUCAUUUAACUUUAAAAAAAAGAAUGAUUUUAUUUUCACUGAAAUGAUUGAUAAAUACAUAGCUUACCUUCAUAUCAUGCAAAAAAAAACAAUUUUUUUUUCGAAGGAAGAUCAUUUACUUAGGUGAUAAUGCCAAGACAUGGUGAUAUGUUGAGGAAAUUAAACAAACAAAAUGACUGUUAAUGUGGUGAUUGUUAUAAAUGAAUUAACAAUUAUUAAUGAGCAUUGUCAUAGGGAGAAAAAGAAAUAUUUUUUCUAUAUUGAAAAAGGGAAGUUAGUCUUUUUUUUUUUAAAUUUUCUUUUCGACGCGCCAUAACGCGCGCCUUAAAAGUUACUCUGAAGCCAUUUUUUGAAAGUGAAUAAUUUAUUUGAUGAAUACUAUAAGAUAAAAAAAAAAGUACAAACACAGGGAUGGGCGCAUCAACCAAUUAAAGCGUUAAAAAAAGAGGAAAAAAAUCCCUUUUCCACUAUUAUAGUGAACAAAAUAAUUAAUUUAUCACAGGGAUCAACUAAUUAAAGAAAAAUGGGGAAAUAAAAUCAAAAGAAAAAAAUCGUUUGCUAAAUUAAUAAUAAAAAAAAUAUUUAUUAAUUUUUGGGAAAUAAAAGGAAAAAAAACAAAUGAUGAAGGUAAUUUACUGAAACUAAAAAAAAGAGAGAAACAACACAGAAAAUAAUAAAUGAAAAAAUGAGAGAUUAAAAGUAUUUGUAAGUUAGUGAGAAAGUAUUUAAAAAAAAAAUGAGAGAUAAAAAAGGGUUUUCACGCAAACUUUUUAUUAUUAAUAAAUUUUAUUUCGUACAUUAAAAUAUCUCAUCGGACCUAUAAAGUGUUUUAUGAAUCAAAUAUAUUUGUUUAUUCUUCUGUAUAGGAGUUAAUUGAUUCAUAAAUGCUCACAAUGGGGUCCGUAUGGAUCUGUGAAUGAAGGAAGAUGAGAAAGUCUCUGAUAAGCGCAUGUUUCCUAAAGCAAACAUAUUUACAAAAUAAAAAGAACUUUUUUCGUUUAAAAGAAAAAGAAGAAGAGAAAAAUUAUCAAAAAAAUCGAUAAAUUGAGUUUCCAAAGUGCAUUUCUUGUAUGUAAUACAGUAUUUAUAUAUUAAUAAUAAUAUAAAUUAGAAGAGAUGAAUGUAUGAGGCAAUCUCAUAAUUAGCAAGAAAAAAAAGAGAUUGCAGGAGAGACAUUUCAAUAAAAACUUCUUUAGCAAAAAAAAA